GCCGCGUAGGCGCGCACGCGCACACCCUGGGAGCCCCAAGGCCCGCGUUCCUGCUGGAACGUCGCACCUGUGGCUUUUCGUUCCGGGCUCUUUCUCGAUGGUUACUACUCCGAUCUGAUUUUAGGGGGUUUCUCAACCUCCGGUCCCCAUUUGGGGUGUAGUGAGAAGCGGGACUGGGCCUCUGGGGUCAGGCUCCCCGGUGGAUGGAUCGGGAGACACGCACUUUUGCCGAGCGGUACUACCGGGGCCUCCGAGACCCAGUCCCUAGCGGCGGCGGUGGCGGCCCCACACCCAGCGGCGUGACCUUUAUUCAGACCCCGGACACCUUCUCCUAUGCUGACUUCGUGAAGGGCUUCCUGCUGCCUAACCUGCCCUGCGUGUUUUCUAGCGCCUUCACCGAGGGCUGGGGCAGCAGGCGGCGCUGGGUGACCUCGGAGGGAAAGCCUGACUUCGAGUAUCUGCAGCAGAAGUAUGGAGACGCGGUUGUACCGGUUGCCAACUGUGGAGUGCGAGAAUACAAUUCAAACCCAAAGGAGCACAUGUCCUUCCGCGACUAUAUCAGUUACUGGAAGGACUACAUCCAAGGGGGUUACUCCGCUCCACGGGGCUGCCUCUACCUCAAGGACUGGCAUCUGUGCAGAGACUCCUUAGUGAAUGACUUGGAAGACAUAUUCACCCUGCCCGUGUACUUCUCGUCAGACUGGCUGAAUGAGUUCUGGGACGUCCUCAAUGUGGAUGACUAUCGCUUUGUCUAUGCAGGCCCCAGGGGCACCUGGUCUCCCUUCCAUGCAGACAUCUUCCGCUCCUUCAGCUGGUCAGUCAACAUCUGUGGGAAGAAGAAAUGGUUGUUCUUCCCGCCAGGCGAGGAGGAAGCCCUCCGGGACUGCCACGGUAGCCUGACCUAUGAUGUGACUUCCACCGAGCUCCUGGACACCCACCUGUAUCCCAGGAUCCAGCACCACAGCCUUCCCAUUGAAGUCAUACAGGAGCCUGGUGAGAUGGUGUUUGUGCCCAGCGGGUGGCACCAUCAAGUGUACAACCUGGAUGACACCAUCUCUAUUAACCACAACUGGGUCAAUGGCUGCAACCUGCCAAACAUGUGGCACUUCCUGCAGCAAGAGCUCCAGGCUGUGCAGCAUGAGGUCGGAGAAUGGAAGGACUCCAUGCCUGACUGGCACCACCACUGCCAGGUCAUCAUGAAGUCCUGCACAGGGAUCAAUUUUGAAGAAUUUUACCAUUUCCUCAAAGUCAUCGCUGAGAAGAGGCUCCUUGUCCUGGAGCAAGGACUGAAGGGGGAUUCAGGGGACAGCCAGAGCCUAGGCCUGGGCCUACAGCAGGCUGCAUUUGAUAUUGGUCGCCUUGCAGAUGUGCUGGCCUCUGUGGUUGUGAAUCCUGACUUUCAGAGAUUGGACACCAGCGCAUUCUCACCACAGCCAAAAGAGUUGCUUCAGCAGCUGGAGGACGCAGUGACUGCUGCAGAGGCCCUUUAGUAUGCUGUAGCACAAGAUGCAGGAAGAAUUCUGGAGAGCAGCUUCUUCAGAAGGGCCCAGGGCCCUUCUGGAAAUUCAGGCUACAUUCCUGAGGAAUAGGAUGUGCCCCAAGCCUGUGCCAGUGCAGUACUUGCAGAGGGUGGACCUUGAGGAAGGUCCAGCCAAAAUGGGAAUUUAACUCUUGGAGGCUAGAGAGAUGUUCACCCAUCUAGCCUCUAGCAAGCCUGCCAAGAAUGUGAAUUGAGUAGUGGUCAUGAAACCAGGUUUCUUUGGAACCUCUCAGCCUCUUGUAGUUAUCCUAGGACUCCUGAGUGAUGGACAUCCGAUUUGCCUACCUCAGAGGUAUCCCUGUGUAACCUGGAACAUAGAUGUAUAUGUAUGUAUGUUUGUAUGUAUGUAUGUAUGUAUGUAUGUAUGUAUGUAUGCAGUUGCCCUUCAAGACUCUCAUCCUCUAGUUCUGUCCUAGGAGCUCCAGACUCCAACUGAAUUAGGAGGAAUUAAUCAGUGUAUGAAAAGCUGAAGGGGGAGUUCCUUGUUUUAUAAGGUAUUUAUUUAUUAUAUGUGAGUACCCUGUAGCUGUUUUCAGACACUCCAGAACAGGGCGUCAGAUCUUAUUACAGAUGGUUGUCAGCCACCAUGUGGUUGCUGGGAUUUUGAACUCAGGACCUCUGGAAGAGCAGUCAGUGCUCUUAACUGCUGAACCAUCUCUCUAGCCUGAAGGGGGAGUUCUUAAGCUGGGUGUCAUUUGCCAGUGGCUAGAGGCACAGUACUAAGUGGCUGAAAAACCCAGGUUCUGGUCCAUCCAAGUCCCCAGGAUAGAGAUGAUUGUACAGAACUAGGGAGCAAUAGCAUUCUUCUCCACGGCAGUCCUUCAAGGCCUGGCCUCCUAUGCUAGCUCAUCUGCAGAAGUAUAGGGAGCCCUGUGGAAGAGACAGAUAGACCCAGUCUCAGGCUGACCCUGGAUAAGUCAGUGCUUUCUCUGUUGGCUGUGCUCACUAUCUAUGCAUGUUGGAGACAAACAAUUGCUUCAUGGCCUCCAUGCAUCCACAUGACUGGUGUCUGCACACCACCAUGUUCUCUGUGCUGUUUCUAGAAGUAGGGGUUGUGGCUGAGGACAGGCCUCUGUGAGAGCCUGCUGUUUACUCUGGACUGCAGCAUAGACCACCAGAAUGAGACACAGCUCUAAAUAAUGCUGAACUUGUGAACAUCUUUGCAGACAAUUGUCUAAACCUACAGCCUUCAAGGUCUGAGCUGAGGCCUUAUAGGAAGAAGGAAAUUAUAAGUAGAAUUGGCCACAAUCUUUGUAGGGUUCUUAUACAGGACCUCAUGCCAGUGACACACCCUGUCGUCCCUAAGAAACCCUUCUGGGUAAGGCCUGGGAACAUUUCAGAGGAGCCAUGUGAGGCUGAGAGAGCUGCAUCUUACAAGGCACAGCUGGUGGUGUGCUGUGCUGCAGGGUAGCUAAUUCACCCUGUGAGCUGCAGGUCCUCUACAGACUAAGUGUAAGCAUGUGGGUAGGGGCAGGGACACCUAUCUUUCCGCCCUGCCUGCCACAAGGAGCAGCUCUCUUGGUUGGGACCACUAGGGAGCUGCGGGAGAUCACUAGCGAGGAGGAUGGCACUUGGUGUUAGAUGGAGAGUCAGUGGGAAGAGAAUUAUUUACUAAGACCUUCAAGCCCUUUGCCAGCUAAAUAAUGGCAGCACCUUCUAUUUCAGAGCCUAUUCCAGCAUUAUCUUAGGGAGUCCUCAAACAUGGCCAGGUAGAUAAGCUUGCUCAGGGUGGUUGUAUCUGGGGCCCUGGUUCCUUUCCUAUGUGGAGACACUUCACUCAAGUGGGCCAGCAACUUAAUUUACCUCCCUUACUCUAGACUGGCAGAAUUAAGAAAAACUAACAUCCUAGGAUUCAGGGAAUCCUCUCUCCCCAUCCUUCCCAGUGGGAGGAUGAUGCACACAUGCCACUAUGCCUGGCUAAGCCUGCAAUUAAAUAGUUGGAGAACUCAAGUGUAGAUACAGAUUAUGGGAGGGUAAAAUAAAAAAUCAAGAGCAACAUUAGAAAAUACACAGGAGAAUACCAGAAAUGAAGUGACAAUAUACAAACUAUCUGUAAGACAGCUAAAGCCUUACCUAGAGGGAAAAUGAUAAACUGGCAGGACUAAGACAAGCGUCUUGGAUCAAUAACCAAAAAAAUAGAACCUACACAGUAAAUGGAAAUAACCAGCACAAGUCUUUGAAAUAGAGAAUAGCAGUGAAACCAAAAGUUGGUUUAUAAAAGAUCAAUAACCUGAGCUGGAGAAAUGGGUCAGCAGUUAAGAGCACUGACUGCUUUUCCAGAGGUCCUGAGUUCAA
Mus caroli (Ryukyu mouse) is the source of this 3835-nucleotide messenger RNA. It is a transcript of the gene Jmjd4, whose product is annotated as jumonji domain containing 4. Gene Ontology annotation, biological process: protein hydroxylation; positive regulation of translational termination. Lineage: Eukaryota; Metazoa; Chordata; Mammalia; Rodentia; Muridae. The record is from RefSeq and is a predicted model, not a curated record. Gene Ontology annotation, cellular component: cytoplasm; nucleus. Gene Ontology annotation, molecular function: 2-oxoglutarate-dependent dioxygenase activity; sequence-specific DNA binding.